This is a messenger RNA of Sorghum bicolor (sorghum), 913 nucleotides long. RefSeq names its product protein PPLZ02. The record is from RefSeq and is a predicted model, not a curated record. Gene Ontology annotation, molecular function: DNA-binding transcription factor activity; DNA binding. The transcript has 2 exons. Bases 108 to 653 code for a protein of 181 amino acids. NCBI's taxonomy places the organism in Eukaryota, Viridiplantae, Streptophyta, Magnoliopsida, Poales, Poaceae. Gene Ontology annotation, biological process: regulation of DNA-templated transcription.
UCCUCACCUCCCACCCUGUCGCACACAACGCAACGCAGAGGCCAGAGCCAGAGCAGAGCAGCUGCCCCCUCCGAUCCGAGCGAGCAAGGGCGCCACCGUCGUCUCCAAUGGCGCGGCCACAGCAACGGUACCGCGGCGUGCGGCAACGCCACUGGGGAUCCUGGGUCUCCGAGAUCCGCCACCCCCUCCUGAAGACAAGGAUCUGGCUGGGCACCUUCGAGACGGCCGAGGACGCGGCGCGCGCCUACGACGAGGCGGCGCGCAUCAUGUGCGGCCCGCGCGUGCGCACCAACUUCCCCGAGGACGCCGCAGGCGCCGGCGACGGGCAGCAGCAGCAGCAAGCCGCGUCGUCGUUCCUCUCCCCCGCGCUCGUCGCCAAGCUCCACCGCUUCAACCUCGCGUCCGUGCAGGCGGCGCGCGGCAAGGCCGACGCUGCCUCGGCCGCAGCCGCCUCGGCGCCCGCCGUGCUCCCGCGCAUCGCGGCGAUGCCUGCCGGCAAUGCCGCCAUGGGAGGAAUCGCCCCCUCGCCGCCGCCGCCGCCGUCGUCGUCGUCGGCAGGAGACUGGAGCGGCGGGUUUCUUGAGGAGCAGUACGUGGACCAGAUGAUCGAGGAGCUUCUAGACUCCAACUUCUCCAUGGAGAUCUCCUACUAGUUUUCACACGCACGCACGUCCGUCCCCUCCCCGGCCCGCCUCCUCUGCUCUGUGCCUGUGUCUCGUCUCUCUGUUUGGUUUCGUCAGUCAGCUCAGCUAGGGAUCGUAGUGAGUUACUUAGUAGUGUCAUUAGGCAUUAGCUAUGCCAGGAGGAACUCGAGGUUACUUUGGUCAGACGAUCGAGUUAGUUCUUGAGCAGCCUGAUGUGUACGUAUACGGUAGCAUCGUCAGAGCAUAAAAAAAAAUUGGAUUGGACUCCA